Miscanthus lutarioriparius is the source of this 684-nucleotide messenger RNA. The record is from the annotation of a GenBank genome assembly. NCBI's taxonomy places the organism in Eukaryota, Viridiplantae, Streptophyta, Magnoliopsida, Poales, Poaceae.
AUGGCGCCGGGUCGCUGCCAGCACGCCGGCCUAACCAGGAGGACGGCGGGCUCCGCGCCCAAGUCGAAGGAGAUAACAGGGAUCGGCAUAUUCAAGGCCGAGAGCGCCGCCGCCGCCGUCGCAACUGCCUCCCGUGAUCGUCAGGCUAGCCAGAUCACCUUUUCUCAGGACGGGACCAUUCCUCCCAGGAAGCCAACUUCCGUUGCUGGGGUGGCGAGGCAGCGUAAGCUUAGCCAUACCGUUGAGAGUGAGGGGGGCAGUAAGAUAAAGCGGCAGGUGUCCACUGCGAAAUCCAAGGAGCUCAGUGGUCACAACAUCUUUGCUGAUCAUGAAGAUCCCAAACCCAACAGGUCAAGGAGAUCAGACUAUGGCAGCUCUGCCGCGCUGUCACCUGUGAAAAACGCAAAUGUGAGCUCCUUCUCAUUUGGAGAGGCCGACACGGACAGCACAAUGAAGACAGCAAAGAAGAAAGGGUCCAGCAACAAGUCUACUGAUCUGAAUGGCAAGGCCAUCUCCGAGAGGGAUUCAGCGCCUGCAGAGAAACAGCCUCUGAACCGCGCGAAGCCGAAAGGAAUGAGUGGCGGCAGCAUUUUUGCAGACGGGAAGGCCUCAACAACCGGACAUCAUGCAGGCCGUGGGACCCGGCAGCCUCCUGGCGGCGACAGCAGCAUCUUGCUGGGCUAG